Molecule: messenger RNA, 1479 nt
Organism: Thunnus maccoyii (southern bluefin tuna)
Lineage: Eukaryota; Metazoa; Chordata; Actinopteri; Scombriformes; Scombridae
Gene: chrnb5a
Product: cholinergic receptor, nicotinic, beta 5a
Exons: 8
Coding region: 19-1479 (486 amino acids)
Biological process (GO): chemical synaptic transmission; monoatomic ion transmembrane transport; nervous system process
Cellular component (GO): synapse; postsynaptic membrane; neuron projection
Molecular function (GO): transmembrane signaling receptor activity; acetylcholine-gated monoatomic cation-selective channel activity
Source: RefSeq, a predicted model, not a curated record
AGGGCAGAAAGGAAGGAGAUGAGUCCCAACACUGUUCUAAUGCUCUUCAUUCUCUCUCUCACACGCAGCAGGGCAGAGAAUGCAGAGGAGCGGCUGGUGAACUACCUGUUGGGUCCGGAGCGCUACAACAAACUGAUCAGACCAGCUGUCAAUAAGAGCCAGCAGGUCACCAUCUCCAUACAGGUGUCUCUGUCUCAGCUCAUCAGUGUAAAUGAGAGAGAACAGAUCAUGACGACCAACUUGUGGCUGUUUCAGGAGUGGAAUGACUACAGGCUGAGGUGGGACCCAGAUAAGUAUGAAGGCAUCAAGAAACUACGAAUACCCUCCAAACAUAUCUGGCUUCCUGAUAUAGUGCUCUACAACAAUGCUGACGGCGUCUAUGAAGUUUCCUUCUAUUGCAACGCUGUGGUCUCCAACACAGGGGACAUCUUUUGGCUCCCCCCAGCCAUCUACAAGUCAGCCUGUGCCAUCGAGGUGCAGAACUUCCCCUUUGACCAGCAGAACUGCACUCUCAAGUUCCGCUCCUGGACUUACGACCACACAGAAGUGGACCUGAUCCUCACGAGUGACUUUGCCAGCCGUGAUGACUUCACGCCUAGUGGAGAGUGGGACAUCGUCUCGCUCCCAGCACGUAAAAAUGAGGACCCCAACGACAUCACUUACCUCGACAUCACCUAUGAUUUUGUGAUACAGAGGAAGCCGCUGUUUUAUACCAUUAAUCUGAUCAUCCCUUGUGUGCUGAUCACGUCGCUGGCUAUCCUGGUGUUCUACCUGCCAUCAGACUGCGGGGAGAAGAUGACGCUGUGCAUCUCAGUGCUGCUGGCGCUCACUGUGUUCCUGCUGCUUAUUUCAAAGAUAGUGCCACCCACCUCUCUAGCAGUACCACUCAUAGGUAAAUACUUGAUGUUCACUAUGGUGCUGGUCACUUUCUCCACUGUGAGCACUGUGUGUGUCCUCAACGUGCACCAUCGCUCCCCAUCCACCCACCAUAUGCCCGACUGGGUCAAUCGCCUCUUCUUAGUCCGUCUUCCCACAUUCCUCCUCAUGAGGCGUCCAGGCUCUUCCAAUGUCCGUGAUAAGCUCCGCCGGAAGUACGCUAACCGGAAUACCACGAGGAAGAACAAUUCCCAGAACACUGACUCCUUCUACGUGAAUGAAGACUUGGCCCACAGGUUUUGUUGGAAAGUGGGAGACAUCCCAGAUGGGGGUGGUGGGUUUUCAGACUUCCGGAGGCCUUUGGGCACUCAAUGGGAUGCAGAUCUGGAGGAGGCAGUGGAUGGAGUGAAAUACAUCUCUGAACACAUGAAGACUGAAGACGACGAUGAAGGGAUAAUAGAAGACUGGAAGUACGUAGCCAUGGUGAUAGACCGUCUGUUCCUGUGGAUCUUCAUCCUGGUGUGUGUCGUGGGAACACUUGGGCUCUUCAUGCAGCCGCUGUUCCAAAGCUAUAACACGCCCACUGCUGAUGACACUGAGUGA